AUGCAACAGUUGUUCGUCCUAAUAGCAUUAAUAUCCUUUAGCCUUGCAACGGCUCUGACACAUCAUGGUCACCGCCAUCCUCACGGUGGUGCUCAUCAUCAUCGAUCGCGUCGUUCCGAUCCGCUUCCAUCGACUGGUGGGGAUCACAUUCCAUCUGGUACUGGGGAUCAUGGUAAACACGAAGCUGCGCAUCAUUUAAAAUCCGCUCAUGGCAACCAUUCUGAAUCGCAUGGUAAGCAUCUUUUUAAAUCCGGUCAUGCCAACCAUACUGAAUCGCAUGGUGCACAUCGUUUUCCACCCGGUCACCAGGAUCAUGCUAAAUUGGCUGGCCAGCAUCGUUUUCCAGCCGGUCACGGCAAUCAUUCUGGAGCCGCUGUUGGAGAUCAUCAUCGAGUGCCUGGCUCUGCUCCACUUACACCUGCUCCUGUGAAUCAUGGUAAGCAUGAUGCGCAGCAUCAUGCUUAA
Rotaria socialis is the source of this 465-nucleotide messenger RNA. The record is from the annotation of a GenBank genome assembly. Lineage: Eukaryota; Metazoa; Rotifera; Eurotatoria; Philodinida; Philodinidae.